Messenger RNA from Amblyraja radiata (thorny skate), 2088 nucleotides. RefSeq names its product solute carrier family 1 member 6 (gene slc1a6). The transcript is spliced from 10 exons. Lineage: Eukaryota; Metazoa; Chordata; Chondrichthyes; Rajiformes; Rajidae. The record is from RefSeq and is a predicted model, not a curated record. Gene Ontology annotation, biological process: L-glutamate transmembrane transport. Gene Ontology annotation, molecular function: L-glutamate transmembrane transporter activity; neutral L-amino acid transmembrane transporter activity; glutamate:sodium symporter activity. Gene Ontology annotation, cellular component: plasma membrane. The coding region runs from base 322 to 1986 and encodes 554 amino acids.
GUGUAAAAUAACCACAUGGGACGUUUUUUUCAGUUAGGUUGGGGUCAGUUCCAAGAAGCUGACCUCUCUCUAUCAUCUGAUCAAACCCAGUGCUUUAACUUAUCGUUUUGCUUUGAAUAGCCUGACAGAAAGGGAAUGCUAAAGGACUUAUGUUCCACCCGUUCUCCUUCCAGCCGACCCAUCCGCUGAUGUUGUGUGUUGCCUGUGCAGCCCGGCGCAGUGUCAUAUUUCCCAGUCGUUUUGGAGAGUGAGGCUGAGGGGCAGGUCCCAGAUCCUUUCCUCCCAGCCGGAGUCCUGGCGGAGCAGGCACCGGAUUCGAACAUGAGCGAGCGGCAGACCAACGUCAACAGCCUCUUCCUCAAUGAAGACUCGGGCAACAGGAGCCCUGCGGACAGCAGGGUCCAACAGUUGCAGAAGGCCCUCAGGAAACGGGCUGGCCGGGCCAAGAAAAGCCUGAGCGACAUCAGCGGGCAGGACGUCCUGAGCUUCUUCAAGAGAAACGCCUUUGUCCUUCUCACCAUCUUUGCGGUCAUUCUGGGUAUCAUUCUGGGCUUCACCCUGCGCCGCUACAAGUUCACCUACCGUGAGAUCAAGUAUUUCUCCUUCCCGGGCGAGCUCCUGAUGCGAAUGCUGCAGAUGCUGGUGCUGCCACUCAUCGUGUCCAGUCUAGUCUCCGGAAUGGCGGCUCUGGACAGCACGGCGUCUGGGAAGAUGGGGAUGCGAGCGGUGGUCUACUACAUGACCACCACCAUCAUCGCUGUCUUCGUCGGCAUCAUCAUGGUGAUGAUCAUCCACCCUGGCAAAGGGUCAAAGGUCGACCUGCACCGGGAGGGGAAGAUCGAGCGGGUUCAGGCCGCAGAUGCCUUCAUGGAUCUCAUCAGGAAUAUGUUCCCCCCCAAUCUAGUGGAGGCUUGUUUCAAGCAGUACAAAACAAAUUACAUCACGCGAUCGAUCCUGAGGCCGACAUCGAUCAAUCUCACAAUGGCAACGGAGCCGUCCAUCAUUGACAAUGUAACGAAUGCGGUCAGAAAGCUGCAGGAGCUGAUGCUGGCCGAGGAGAUCAUUCCAGUUGCGGGCUCAUCCAACGCGGUGAAUGCCCUGGGUCUCGUGGUCUUUGCGAUCGCCUUUGGUCUGGUCAUCGGUAACAUGAAGCAACAUGGCCGGCCAUUGAAGGAAUUCUUCGACAGUCUUAACGAAGCCAUCAUGAGACUGGUCGCAAUUAUAAUCUGGUACGCGCCGAUAGGCAUCCUCUUCCUGAUCGCGGGCAAGAUCGUGGAGAUGCAGGACCUGAGCGUGAUGGGUGGGCAGCUGGGGAUGUACACGGUGACGGUUGUUGUCGGGCUGCUCAUCCACGCGCUGGUCGUCCUGCCCCUGCUUUACUUUGUGGUCACUCGCAAGAACCCCUGGGUCUUCAUCGGCGGCAUCCUGGAGGCCCUGAUUACAGCCCUCGGCACUUCAUCCAGCUCAGCCACUCUCCCAAUCACCUUUAAAUGCCUGGAAGAAAACAAUGGUGUGGAUAAACGAGUCACCCGCUUUGUCUUGCCUGUUGGAGCCACCAUUAACAUGGACGGCACGGCGCUCUAUGAAGCCCUGGCUGCCAUCUUUAUUGCCCAGGUCAACAACUACGACCUCAACUUUGGGCAGAUCAUGACCAUCAGUAUCACGGCGACUGCAGCCAGCAUUGGGGCAGCGGGCAUUCCUCAGGCAGGCCUCGUUACCAUGGUGAUCGUUUUAACAUCAGUCGGACUUCCCACUGAGGACAUCACCCUCAUUAUUGCCGUGGACUGGUUCCUGGACCGCCUGCGCACCACCACCAACGUGCUGGGGGACUCGCUGGGGGCCGGCAUCGUGGAGCACCUCUCCAGACACGAGCUUCGCACCAACGACACGGAAGUGGGGAACUCCGUCAUUGAAGAGAACGAGAAACCCUAUCAGCUGAUCUGUCAGGAAAACCAGAAGCAUGUGGACAGUGAGACGAUAAUGUGACUGGGACCGUUACAGGCCCAAUCCUAGAUAUAUAACACAAACAACAACCAUGUCAAUUGUGUGUCUGUCCGCGCGUUCCUAAUCUAACUAGCCAGCAACGAA